Messenger RNA from Postia placenta MAD-698-R-SB12, 1632 nucleotides. RefSeq lists its product as hypothetical. The record is from RefSeq and is a predicted model, not a curated record. NCBI's taxonomy places the organism in Eukaryota, Fungi, Basidiomycota, Agaricomycetes, Polyporales, Adustoporiaceae. The transcript is spliced from 9 exons. Bases 1 to 1632 code for a protein of 543 amino acids.
AUGUCCAAUCACGACUACGGCCCUUGCGCUAUCUCACACGUCUCGAUCCCACACGGCCUUGCAUGCGAUCUCUUCGCUCCGCUGGAUCGCAAGUGUGCAGAUGUUAUAGUGAUGUGUAGUGGAUGGCGCUACGUACCACUUCGGCUACAUGCAGAAGACGUGACAUCAAUUAAUCCAGGGGCAGACAGUGAAGAGUCUCCCACAGCGAGGAAACUCGAGCUACUGCGACGUGAAGAUCAUAUCGUGAUGGGCCUUAUUUUGUCUCUCGUCCCCAAAACUUUCCGCAGUCUUGGCCCUCCCGGAGCAACUGCUAGCGAGUGGGUCGUGACAAUUUCUGGAACGCGCGAGACAAUAGCGCUUGCAACCUCACUUCCCUUGAAGUCGAUUGAUCACCUCUCGCACAGCUCAAACACCGUCACCGCCUGUCACUAUUCGAACGACGCCCGCUCCGCCACCGGUCGCUACUACAACCAAUGUUCCUCCACCGAUGACCCCUACGGCAUCCACGGCUACGCAUUCAUCCAGUCUCAGCGCCCCGCCACUAUUGAUACGCUUUCUGUGUCUGAGGGAUCAUCCUAUACCUCGACCGUUGCGCACGGUGCAUCUCUCGGCGGUGCAGAACACGGAUCAUCUCCUCCUACCGUCAUUACCUCCACCUAUACUGAGACCACUGUGUUUUCCGGAACUUUGACGUCAACCGGCCUGUCAGGCACGUACACACACUCUUACAUAGAAACCUCUACUUCAAUUAUUACUACCAUGUAUACGUCUACCCCGGCUGGAGGUGCGGGACCAUCUUCUAACGGUACUAGUCCGACCUCAGCCGCGAAUGCAAACCGAACGAGAACCCCUCAGAUUCUUGGUGCCGUUUUCGGUGUUCUGGGUAGCUUGUUUCUGCUGCUUGUCGCCCUGGCCUGUUGGCGACGUUCUCGCCGCCGCGGCCAGAGCCAGCGCAGGUACGACGAGUGGAUUAGGCGCAAGACAUCACAGAGGUCCACCUCUGGCGAGCUCUCCACGGUUAUACUGGGGGUUGGUCUGUCCAGAGCAAGCAUGGAUAGUUUCCAUACCGCCGAGGCGUACAUGAGCGAAACUAGUCACGGGAGCACAUACCGCUACGGCGCGGUUGCGCGGUCGAUGUCGGUCUCUCCCCCGCUGGUCAUCACGCCUUCCCCGGAGCCCGACGCACAAUCUGUGACAACACAGCACGAUCAGUGCCCGGUCUCUGCGUCUGUAUCCCGUGAGCAGUCGCUGUCGAGCGCGCCGGAGAUGUCGCCGACUACGCAUGCCCCGAUGCUGGACCCUUUCGACGCGCCGUUUCUCUGGGCUACGAACACUAUUUCUGCGCAGCCGAAACGGUUGUCUCGUGUGUCUUCCGAGUCUGCCCAGUUUCUGGAGCGGCUCUCCACCGCGUGCAUGGUCGGCGAGCCGUACCCAAUGCCCCCGGCACCUAGUAUCGUGGGAAGAACUCCCUCAGGCAUCCGCGCGGCGCGGGGUCCGGCAGAGGCCCACGGCGAUUGCUGGCGAGGGUGGCGCAACUGGCGAAUGCUUCACGUUCGGAGGCCUGACCUUUCCAAGUUGCGCCAGCAAUUGCCAUUCACUGUCGCCGCGCCAGGGCGCGGCGCUUGGGCGUAG